Molecule: messenger RNA, 1308 nt
Organism: Syzygium oleosum
Lineage: Eukaryota; Viridiplantae; Streptophyta; Magnoliopsida; Myrtales; Myrtaceae
Product: F-box protein At4g35930
Exons: 5
Coding region: 254-1051 (265 amino acids)
Molecular function (GO): protein binding
Source: RefSeq, a predicted model, not a curated record
CUCUCUCUCUCUCUCUCUCUCUCUCUCUCUCUCUCCUCUGCAGAUUCUCUCUCUCGAUCGAACUCGUCCAGGGCUUUCUGUAUGCAGAUUUCGUCUUGAUUUGAGCUCGUCCAGCAUCGGUUUCUAGGGUUUCACGCCUCGAAGCUCUCCAAGAUGAGAAACUGGUAAAGAUGCGGAAUUGAAGUGGAUAUUGGAUUUUUCUCAAGGGGAGCAGCGGAAGAACUGAGGCGAGGAAGUAAGACGGGCGGUGGAAAUGGGGAAAGUAUCGCCGAAAGAGAGGGAAACGAAGGGUUCGAGGCAGAAGAGGCGGUUGCGGAGCUCAAGCAAGAAGUAUCUUAAACCCGGGGCUCUGGCCCAGCUCCGAUACAGUAGAGGCUCCGGAGCCAAGUCCUGUACCGAUAUUGGGAAGAAAAGGGUUGGUGUUCUGGAUGCUAAGAAGGCUGAGAAUGACGUGAUACUUGAAGAUAAAGCAGUUGACAAAAGCUCCCUUCUGUUGUCCCCUGUAAAUUUGGUUAAUCAAAACAACUUACUGUGGACACCGAAGACACCUCGUGACAACGAUUGUAAAACUGAAUCCAGGCUUGAGGCUCUCCCCAUAGACGUACUGGUCAAAAUACUCUGUCACUUACAUCAUGACCAGCUAAGGGCAGUUUUCCAUGUCUCUCAAAGGGUUAGGAAGGCGGUCUUGAUUGCAAGGCAGUUUCACUUCAACUACACUACACCAGAUCGCUCACGACAAGAAAUGUUAAGAGCUAUGACUCCUCGCCCAACGGAACACUGGCCUUUUAAAAGGGGUGAUGGGAAGGGUGUUUUUAUGCCGAGUCCACAUACUCCAAAAGCACCAAGGCAGGGUCCACGGCCACCUUCUCGUAUUAAGUUGGCUGAGAUGCGGCAGAUUGCUGCUGUUCUUUUCCAGGAAUCAACAUUCCCUUCCAGAUGUAUGGUACCAUCAGUUUUAACGAAGCCUCUAUGCAAGUCCUUGGCAUCAAAUCGGGCCUUAUUCUAUGAGGAGGAGUUAUGUCAGGCUGUUGCUCAAAAUAAACUUCGUUGAUUCUUUCCUGUGGCUUUUGGUCACUGGGUGUUAUCAUAUGUAUAUAUUUUGUUUUGCCUCCCUCUAGGUGUUCUUAGAUAGGAUGCUGGAUGCAAUUUUGUAGUUUUGUUGGAUGCAUUAGGUGUUACGGCGAUAUGAACUCCACCGGUACUUGAUAUUAAGACGAUAAUUGUCUGGAUGUGGUGGUUUGAACUAGUUAUUGUAUAUUCUUGUGUGGUUGACAAGAAUGGCCAGCUCUUGAAGUAUAUACUUACACA